AGAGCGAGUGGCUGGGUAGGUGAGCGAUGGUGGCGCGGUGGGCGGCGCUGGCGCUCGCGUGGUGCGCGUGCGCCGCGGCCACGCCCGCCGAGCCGCGCGCAUCGCUGCCCUUCGCGCCGCCAUCGCCUGAGUCCGUCGCGCCGCCCGCCGCCCCCGUCGCCGCGCCCGCGCCCUCUGCGCACACGCACUGCGAGCCGCUGCUGCUGUGGAAUGUACCGCCGAUGCCAUCGAAUAUGAGGGAACAUGAAGCAGCAGUGGUGCACACGGCACGCGCUUUGGCCGAGUUAGUAGAACAAAGUGCGGCGGAUGAAGUACGAGCGGCGGCACUAGCUCGGGCAGCAGCUCGCGCCCCGCUUUCCCCGCCGCCUGCCGCCGUCGCACUCGGCGUACCGCAACUACACCUUGGCGUACUCUAUGUCGCCGAACCACCCCGCCUUAUAGUCUUCCAGCAAAACAACACAGUGGUACUACGCCAGUUCUGGAGGACUCUAGCGUCAGCGUGGAACGCAACUUCAGCGGUGUGGGCGAAUGCGUGGUUCUCUUGCGACAGCGAUGAUUGGGGCUGGUGGGGCGGAGUGGCGGCGGCCCGGGGUGCUGGACCAUCGCGCGCUGCUGCAGCCAUUUUUCGCCGCUGGCCCGCGGUUCCCUGCGAGGAAGCCAUGUACGACUGGAUGGAAGGGCCACCACUUUGUGACCCAGACUCAACGGAUUGUGAGGCGUUGCCUGCAUUCGGGACAACCAGUCGAAAAUUGGAGUACCGGUGCAAGUGUCGCGCCAGCUACUGGCACCCGGCGGGCACGGGCUGGGUGAGCGGCGCGGCAUUGAGCGGCGGCAGCGGCGGCGGCGGCGUGCUCUCGUGCACAUCGUGUGGCACGGGCGAAGGCGCAGACGCGGUGGCCUGCCUCGCCGAUGAAUACCGCGCCGCGCUGCUCGCCGCAAACCUCACCGGCAUACUCAUAUGCCUCAUCAUCGGUUUUAUCAUAUUUAAGAAAAGAAAAUGCAAAGCAGUAGCGAUGGGCAUGUGGACAGUAUUAGAAGUAGUUCUUCUUGGUGCAAUGUUGAUGUAUGCUUCCGCGGCGUCUCAGUAUAUGAGCGAGGCUCGUUUGCGCUGCAUAGCAGGCGCGUGGCUCCGAGAGCUCGGCUUCGUGGCCUGCUACGGGUCAGUCGUGCUGAGGCUGUGGGUGCUGCUUGCUGAGUUUCGGACGAGGAAAGCGCAUCGAUGGACGCCGAGGGACUCUGAGGUGCUCCGCGUGGUGGGCGCGAUGGUGUGUGGCGCCGCGUGCUACUUGGCUGCGUUCACGGCGACUGCGGCGUGCGGCGAGGACUGUGCGCGCGCCGCCUGGCACCACGUCACCGCCGCCGCCGAGCUGCUGCUGCUGGCCGCCGGCGCGCGCAUCGCCUACGCUGCCCGGAACGCCAACGUGCCCUUCCAGGAGCGCGGCUGGCUAGCGGCGGCGCUGUGCGUGGAGGGCGCAUGCGGGGCGGCGUGGCGCGCGGCCGCCACGUGGGGCGCCGCGCCCGAGGUGUCCCCGCUUGCCGCUGCCGCGCGCGCGCACCUCUCUGCCGGCGCUGCGCUCGCGUGCGUGCUCGCGCCGCGUCUGUGGCACGGAUACCGUGCGCGCUCACUGGCACAGGAGGUAUCUAGGCGCGGACCCGCGGAGGGGUUCGGGGUGGAGGGUGAGGAGGAACCGACCUCCGAAGAGGUGCGAGCGGAACUGAAACGGCUAUACGUUCAGUUGGAGAUUCUACGCAACAAGACGCUGCGCAGGGACAACCCACACAUCAGCAAGCGGCGGGGAGGACGCAAACCGCCACACAGGCGCUUCUCACUACAGAAAAAGGGCAGUCGCGAAAAGGCGUUGCAGGCUCGGCGUGGAGGCAAGGGUAAAGGCGCGAGCGUAGUGGAAGCGAGCGAAGCGGGCGAUGUGUCCCGCACUCCAGAGGACUCUGUCUGCUCGGCUGAGGGCCCCUCGCACUACACCGAUGGGGACACGCAGGCCUGAUGCGGCAUCGGUAAUGGCAAAUUAGCGCACACACCCCAACGCUAGCAAAGCGAUCAAACUCCUGAAAGUAUUGCCGCUACGGAAAUUUUACGAAUCCACAGAUUCUACAAUUAUUUUUGGACGUUUUAACAACGAUACCGUUGGCGGAAGCAGGUACGUAGGGUCGAAAUGUACUGAUUUCUUAUAAUAAUUUAAAAAUAAAUAUAAAAAUAAGCGCUUUUCACGGAAAGCAAAAAGUGAUCGGCUGAAAAGGAAUUUGAUUUUUUUUAAUAAUAUGUUAACUGAUAAAUAACUUGAAGCGUAUGGGUAUCACUGCUCGAGUUUAAUAUACUUACAACAUAUUUUUACGUUUUUUGCGAAACAUUUAUCUUACUAAUUAAACUAUUAAAGGCAUCGUUUGUAGAAAGAAUUUCAUAGGAAUUGUAUGAACAUUGCACACUAAUAUAUCUGCACUUAAUAAUACCCGCAAACCGGCCCUGGAAUGUCUUAAUUUUAUGAUGUAGGUACCAUAAAGUCGAAAUCGAAAUCAUACUUAGAUAGAGAAAAGGUCAUUGCACACUUAAAGCAGCUCUCUGAUCAGCCCACUACGUGGACCAUAUCGGUAGCGAAACGAGUGUCGAGAAAGAUGCAGUUAAAGCCACAUUAUAAUAAUCACGCCUCCUACAAAAGCCCGCCGCGUCGUUCGCAAUGUGAAACCUUAUAAUGAAAAUCUUUUUGCAACACACAUGCAUAAACCUAUAGCCAAUCGAAAUGCUAACCUCGUUUCAUUCCUGUGGCCUGCACUUAUAUGAGAAGCGGCAUGCGUUCAAACGCGCUGCAUCCAGCAGUUUGUCAGCAAAAGCAUCCUUUUUAAAACAAUGGUAUCUAACUGGAAGUGCACCAUUGGAAGGCCGCUUUCGUAUGCCGUGACCUUUAGUGUACCUUAUUAAUCUUUUAUUGAAGUGCUAUGUAGAAGCAUAAUUUUAAAUUCGUUAAAUAUUAUUGACACUUUCACCAAGUCACUAAAAAUAUAGUACAAUAAUUUAAUUUUUAUAUAUAUUUUAGAUUAGGCUCAUUUUAUACCUACCUUUACCUAGGUCGUAACCUUAAUGAUAAAUUCUUAACUAACUGUGAAUGUAUCCCGAAAGAUGUUGUCGCUGUUCCAUAUUGAUGCUUCUGAUUAUGUAAAGGAGAUUUUUGUAUCCACUCAAUGCAUGUUAGUCAAUCCAUUAAUAAAAUCUGCUGUUUAGAUAACUAUGUAAGACUUACGGCCGUAUUCAGUAGAUAAGUACUCGUUCACUAUGUUUUUAGUUUACCUUAUGCUAUCGCAAAGAAAUAUACACGUCUGCAUUAAUUAACUUCAUUCAUAUUAAAAAUAUUCUUUUGUCUCUGAGUGCGGCCGAUAGAGUUUUCAACUUCUUAAUAAUAACGUAUCGUUUGCAGUUAAGGAGAUACCAAAUUAUUUAAUUUACAAUUUAUAAGAUAAUUUUAUCUUUAUAAUUGAAAAGGUAAUUACAUGAGCAUAUCUACUUGUUUACAAAAAAAUGUUAUUAUUUCCAAAACUUUGUUUGUUAAAUAAAUGUAUUCAGUAAUGUCUGUCUGUAUUCAGCUUUUUUUUUUAAUUACUGAAUUAGUUUUAUCUUCAAAUAAGUUUAGUGAGGAAAUGUACAAAAUUAUUUGUAUUGUAUUAAAAAUAACGAUAUGAUUUAUCGUUAAAAAAAGUGUCGAGUUAUUUGUAUUGUAUAAAUUUGUCAUCAAUCGAGUGAAUACAAUUCAAGAAUUGAUUAUUGUUUUAAUUAUAUUUCGAUAAGUAUUUUAAUGUAAUUUAUUUUAAUAUUAUUAUUGAUUAUUAUUUGUAUCCAUAAAAGGAAAUUAAAUAAAUAUUCACUACAAAAUUUUCACUCCGCAUAUGUAUAGGGCUAGGUUUUUUGCAGUAAUAUUUCAUUUGAUAUAUAAAUCAAGCAGUUAAAAAAUAAUGUUAAAUAUAAAAAUAUACAUAAAACUGUUUCUGUUUCGGCUUUUGUUUUUAUUUUAGCUGCGCUGCAUAAAGCUCUUUAUUGAUGCGGUUACUAGAAUGUAUUUAUUUUUUGACCGAACUGUAUGCAAUUUUAACGAAUUUUAACUUUUAAAUUAAAAUGGUUUCGUUAAGUAAUGUAGUAUUUGUAGUAGACAUGUCGCUACACAUUCCAUUUACGAAAAUGGCUGCAACUAAAAGACAUAAUUCAACUUAUAGUGGACAAUUAAAUAUGUAAAAUAAUUAUUGUGUGACAGAGCAACACCUAUUGCCUAUUGAUCUUUGGGACAUGGAAACUUACAAAGAUAUUUUUUGAGUUCUUUUCUUUCUCAUACGCAGUAAUUGAUUGUUAUUUAUGUAGAAAAUGUCGUGUCCUCUCACUCUAGUCCUAGAUAUUAAUAUAGUGGAAUUGUUAUAUUUUUGGCACCCUAAUUAAUAAAGGGUGUUAGAAGUUACGUAUAUAAGGUGUGUACAUAGUAGGCAUUAACGUUUUGUAUUUAUUUUUGGGCAGCCCAUGGUUCGUUUUUGUUACUACGGGUGAGGUGACUCUCGACUUGGUAUAAUAAUAUUUUUUCUAAUUUUUAUCGCAUUGAAAAAAUAUUAUGCUAGUUAAAAAGGUAAGUGUUCAAGCGAAAAAAUAUAUAAUAAGAUGUUGUUAGUGUAAGUGGGACAAUAAAAAAGUUAUCAAAUGUUGUGAUUUAACAAUUCUUUGUAAUAGUCCUGUUUUGAUGAUUUGAUUUCUAACUUUGUAUGAUAAAAUUUCAGGGGUUGAGUGAAUUUUUAUGUUUCCUAUUCAAGCUAUUGGUUUUUAUACAAUACAAUAUUCUAAGCUGAAGUGUAUGUACCAACAAUAUCUAUUUGCAAUUAUAAAAUUCAGCGCCUAUUUCACUUGCACGUAAUCACAUUAAAAACUCUUAUUUCGUAAUUAACAGUUUGUCACCAAAUGGAAUUAAUUUCCAUUAGGUAUAAUAAAUGUGAUGCUUCAAAAGAGAGAGCGAGAAAAAAUAGGAUAGUCACUUCCUGUUUGUGGAAAUUGAGCAUACAAAAAAUAAUGAUUACAGCACUGUUGUUUUAUACUAUAAGACAUUACGAGAACAAUACGUGAAAUUGUAAACAGUAUGUUACAUUUCAUAAUCUAUCGACAGUUUAUAAUCUAGCGACAUAGAUUAUAAUCUAACGGUACCUAUUUACAAUUUUAUGGUGACAUAGAUAUUACUACAGAGAUAGAUCGAAAUAGAUAACGUAUAAUAUAAGGGAGACCAGUGGCUCGCUAAUUUAUUUCAUCGCGUCACCGUUCUCGAUACCGAACGUCAAACUUAAUGUUUAAAAAAUAUCUUUGUCAUAUUAAGUUGUAAAAACAAUAUCGCACUUUUAUUCAAAAAAAGAAAUAACUCAAAAUUUCUAUUUUUUGGGUUUUCGGCAUAAAGUGAACUAACUAAUUAGAGUCAAUGCGCUCAGUUCAACAGCCGUUUCGAUACGAUGAAAAUGAAAGAGAUAGAAGACCAUCGUUCUCUUUUCUACAAACGGGUUAGCACAAGUCGAUACUAAAUAAGUGAUCGAAUUCAGUGUUACGCCGGCUUCGUUGACAGUAAGGUCUCUAAAGAUUUUUGGAAAAACGUAAUAACUCUAAAUAUAGCGGUGUUAUACUAUCAGGUAAGUAUUUCUUCUGGUUAAUUAUUUAAAAAAAAGUGUAUAUCUUGAGACUUAAAUCUGCUUAAUUGAAAAAACACUCAUAUUUUUAGAGGUUCAUUGGGAUUUAUUACAGUUCUCUAUAAAAUAUUCAGGUGCGAUUUGUGUAGCACUUCGAGUUAAUGCACUUUUUUAUUAAAUUAUUUAAAAAAGCUUUAGACAAAUAAGUAAUGUUUCAGUAUUACAGUAUUGAAUUUUUAGAAACUUAG
Chilo suppressalis (striped riceborer) is the source of this 5894-nucleotide messenger RNA. NCBI's taxonomy places the organism in Eukaryota, Metazoa, Arthropoda, Insecta, Lepidoptera, Crambidae. The record is from the annotation of a GenBank genome assembly.